This is a messenger RNA of Megalopta genalis, 2755 nucleotides long. NCBI's taxonomy places the organism in Eukaryota, Metazoa, Arthropoda, Insecta, Hymenoptera, Halictidae. The record is from RefSeq and is a predicted model, not a curated record.
AAUUCGCCCGUUGCAGCCUCGGUGGCCGACAGCGUUCAACCUAACGUUUCUUUUAAAAUCCCUUCGAUUAUAGAUAAAAAUUUGCUUCAAAUUCUAUGAACGCUGCCAACAAGUGUCACGCAUGCUCGAACGCGUUUUAAAUGUCAAAACCAAUUGCCAUUUGUCUCUCUGCGUUUCCGCAUUCUGGUUGGAAAGAUUAUCACGGUGCAUGAUUCGCACGAAUUCUAUACGCGUCUCGUUAGGACACCGAAGUACCGAUGGCCCAGCCGUGUUAUAAAUUAAGGACCUCACUUUUCGGGCACUCGUCCGACGUGAGAGCUGUGGCAACAUUCACGGAUGGAACCAUUGUUUCCACGUCUCGAGACAAAACGGCCCGUGUGUGGAAACCAUCUGGAAACGGUAGAGAUUACGUGCACGCAGCGACGUUCAAGGGACACACGAAUUUCGUGAGCUCGGUGUGCGUUCUGAACCCGUCGGAAAAACAUCCCACGGGCUUCAUAAUAACUGGCAGCAAUGACAAAACGAUAUGCGUCUACGUGCCCGAUAAAGACGAACCCUUAAACGUCCUCAAAGCCCACCAGAAUUCAGUAUGCAAAUUGAAAGCAGGAGUCAGGGAAGGCACAUUCUUAUCAAGUUCCUGGGACUUAAGUGCUAAACUGUGGGAUGUUGACGACUUAAGCAAUCCACAGUUGAACCUGGUGGAACACACUGCAGCUGUUUGGAGUGUAGUAGAUUUGUCCAAUGGCUGCAUCAUAACUGGUUCAGCGGAUAAAUUAGUUAUAGUAUGGACAAGCGAUGGCUUUGUGAAGCAUAAAUUGACUGGGCAUACUGAUUGUGUUCGAGACAUCUCUGCAGUAAAUGAGAAUGAAUUCUUAAGUUGUGGUAAUGAUGCCACUAUACGUCACUGGAAUGCUUCCCUUGGAACUCAUUUAGGAACUUACGAGGCACAUACUAAUUACAUAUAUAGUGUCAUAUGUAGAGAAAAUGGUGUCAAAGUAUACACAUGUGCAGAGGAUAGAACUAUCAGAGUGUGGCACAAUAAUCAAAUAAGUCAGACCAUCACAUUGCCAUCCCAAUCAAUAUGGUGUAUCGACCUGCUGCCCAAUGGUGACAUAGUUGCUGGUAGCUCUGAUGGUAUUGUUAGGAUAUUUUCCUGUGACCCAGAAAGAAUCGCGGAUCCGGAAAUGUUGCAGGAAUUCGAGAAGGAGGUGGCUAACACAAAGCUGAAUGCUCAGCAAGAGUUAGGGGGACUCAAGAUUAAGGAUUUGCCAGACGCGAAAGCGUUGCAGCAGCCCGGUCAAAGGGACGGCCAAACUAAAAUAGUGAACGACGGGGAGGCGGUGAGAGCGUAUAGUUGGUCCCAGAGCGAACAAAGAUGGAUAAGGAUCGGAGACAUUAUGGGGGCAACCGGUGGCAGCAAUGCUACGUCGGGAAAACAACUUUAUAACGGAAUAGAAUACGACUACGUAUUUUCUGUAGACAUACAAGACGGGGUUCCACCGUUGAAAUUGCCUUACAACAAUGGUCAAGAUCCAUGGCACGUUGCGCAAAAAUUCCUUCACGAUAACGAUCUCAGUCAAUUAUUUUUGGAUCAGGUUGCCAAUUUUAUAAUAAAGAACUCCCAAUCAGCGCCAGGUCUGAAUACAAGUACUCAGUAUGCUGACCCGUUCACGGGAGGCAAUAGAUAUAUACCUAGCUCGGCGACGAGUAGCACCGAACCUUCAAGAACGAUGCUCAAUUCUUCUAAGACCUCUAUGACUUCCUCUUACAUCCCCCAUACGAAAUAUUUGAAGAUAGAGCAGGCUAAUUUACAAACAAUUCUAGACAAGUUACGGGAACUGAACACCAAGCAAACCGAAGCCGUUAGAAUACCCGACGACAAGUUAGACAACUUGGUAAAGCUCGCUAAAGACCAAACCUCCGAACACUUAAGAACCGACGCUUUAAACACCUUAAAAUCACUGUUGAAUUGGCCAGAUGAUGUGUUGUUCCCUGUCCUCGACAUAACAAGACUCGCCGUGCUAUCCAAAGAGAUCAACGAUGUUAUUUGUACGGAGGAGCUUCUGCAGAUCACCAAGAAACACAUCAAACCCGAGGCGUCUGCCUCGAAUCAGAUGCUGACAUUCCGAUUGCUGGCGAACAUGUUCACUCAUGACAAGGGGGAGAAACUUUGUUUGGACAGCAAGGACGAGAUUCUGGAACUUCUGUCAGGCUUGAAGUCUCUUGGUAAUAAAAACAAUCAGGUUGCUGUAUCGACUUACAUACUGAACUUAACCGUGGCCUUGAACAAGUAUAAUGACGUAUUCGGCAAAGCGCAGUGUUUGAACGCCAUGUUUAAUAUUUUAUCCCGGUUGAAGGAACCGGAAGCAGUGUUCAGAACUCUUGUGGGAUUAGGCACGCUUUUAUGUACGGCUUCUGACUCAUCGGACCGCGACGACCUGAUCAAGGCGGUCAGACAAUCCGAGGUCACGUUAAACAUAUUGAAAACCAUGUCUGAAACAGACGUGUCCACGGACAAGCUGGCCAAUUGUUCGAAACAGAUCAUCGAUCUGAUCGUUUAAGCAUAAGUUAUUAUAGAAAAUUUCUAAAGAUACGAACCAUGAACACAAGACUCAACUAAUUGAUAUCGUAAAUUAACAAAUGUAUUCAUCGACUUGUCGCGUUGAACAUGUUUCUCAUAUUUCUUCCUUCUUUCAGUUUGACAAUUGAAUCCUUAUAAUUUCUCAUUGCUAAUAAAAGUACAUUUUUGCCAUAA